Cryptomeria japonica (Japanese cedar) is the source of this 1212-nucleotide messenger RNA. RefSeq lists its product as uncharacterized. The transcript has 3 exons. Lineage: Eukaryota; Viridiplantae; Streptophyta; Pinopsida; Cupressales; Cupressaceae. Bases 201 to 809 code for a protein of 202 amino acids. The record is from RefSeq and is a predicted model, not a curated record. Gene Ontology annotation, molecular function: protein binding.
AGGUAAGUGCUCCGUAUUCUUCUUGAUAGAUUUUUAUUAAGUUAUUUAUGUCAUAUUUUGACAUUAUCAAAAAGGUAAUCAGAUGCCAUGGCUCACAAAUGACUGGGUCAUAUCACUGACAGAGGAAAGAAUCUUUUUAGGCGGAUUAUGAACAGCUUUUAUCAAACCGAUCUCUGCAUCUCUGAUUCUUGGUCUGCACAAUGGCAAUGACACCUGUGGCAUGGAAGCUGGUCUUGUUUGAAUUCAUGGUAUUUCUUCUUCUGAAUUUUGUUCCACUGCAACCCAUCGCUGCUACCCAAAAGGAAAUGUGCUCAUAUACAUUGGAAGUGAGAACGAAGCGGAAAUUGCCAUUUUUAGAUGAUCCAGGGACGAAAGAUCCAGUGCAUGUGAAGCUUCAGGACAGAAAUGGAGGAGACGUAACAAAAAAGCAUCUCAAUGAGAAAAACCCAGAAAAAUUCUUUAAUCCUGGCAAAACUGAUAGUUUCAAUUUUGAUGGUCCCUGUCUAAAGGGUAAUGUCUGUCUCCUCAAUUUUAUGGUCGAUGGCGAAAAUGGUUGGAAACCUCGGAAUGCAACAGUCAGCGGUAAAAAUCUGAGCGUACCCUACACUUUCUACUUUGGCAGCACUCUUCCUGCUAAAGCUUGGCACGGCCCCAAUUUGUGCAGCAUUAAUGAACAAGUGGCAUCUACUAUGGCAGAAGAGUACAAGUAUGAUGAUGAAGAAGACGAUGAAGUAGACGAUGAAGCAGAGAAGAAGAACAAGCGUCGCUGCUUAAAAUCUAAACAACCGGGAAAAGGGGGCGGUUGCUAAAGGGAUGUGGCUAUACUCCAUACAAAAUAGUUUCUUUCUUGUUUUCGUCUGUUCUUCUGUCACAAAAUAGUUCUUCUGUUGUUUUGGUCUCCAUCAUUAUAUCAUUAUGUUCCCCAUCAGUAUAUGGCAUGAUGGUAAAGACAUGUCUUAUUAUGUCGUUUUGUAUGGAGAUUAGCUAUUGCGUGCUAAAGUGUAUAAAAAACCAAUGUUUUAAUUACUUUUUGCUAUGCUUAGUAGGUCAGCUAAGUAAGUUUUCUAUGUUAUCAAACUCGACAACAAUUAAAAUGUAUGAUUAAAUCUCCAACCACUUUUUACUAUGCUUAGUAGGGCAGCUAAGUAAGUUUUCUAUGUUAUCAAACUCGUCAACAAUUAAAAUGUAUGAUUCAAUCUCCAACCAUACAUA